Gymnodraco acuticeps is the source of this 2393-nucleotide messenger RNA. RefSeq lists its product as uncharacterized. The transcript has 2 exons. NCBI's taxonomy places the organism in Eukaryota, Metazoa, Chordata, Actinopteri, Perciformes, Bathydraconidae. Bases 299 to 1195 code for a protein of 298 amino acids. The record is from RefSeq and is a predicted model, not a curated record. Gene Ontology annotation, molecular function: nucleic acid binding.
GACUCUGGAGAAGUCCAAAGGUGGCAUAGAAAAUGUGCUUGUGGUUACAGACCACUUUUCCCGCUACGCUCAGGCCUACCCGACAAAAGACCAAAAGGCCUCUACAGUGGCUAAAACACUGUGGAAAAACGUCUUCUGCCGGUUUGGGUUACCUGCAAAGCUGCAUGCGGACUAAGGGCGCAACUUUGAAAGUACAGUUGUGAAGGAGCUGUGUAAGUGCACUGGCAUCACAAAGACUCAUACGACCCCUUACCACCCACAAGGCAACGGGACCACCGAAAGGUUCAACCGGACCCUCAUGAACAUGCUGGGGACCUUGGAGCCACACUUGAAACCCCGCUGGCAUGAGCAUCUUGACGCAAUGACACAUGCCUAUAACUGCACACAGCACGAUUCAACGGGUUACACACCAUACUACCUGAUGUUUGGGAGACAUCCUAGGCUCCCAGUGGACCUGAUUUUUGGGCUUUCCACCGCAAGUGAGCCACGUGGAUACAGUGAUUAUGUACAAAUUAUGUACGGCAGUCUGUCACAGGCAUAUGCACAGACUAAUCAAACCUCUCGGCAUGCUAAGGCUCAACAGAAAAAGCACUAUGACAGAAAAGCAAAGGGUCAAGUCUUCAUACCGGGGGAUAGAGUCCUUGUCAAAGUAUGUCAAGUGGAGGGACGGCAGAAACUGGGAGACAGAUGGGAGGCACGUCCAUACAUUGUGGUGAAGAAACAACUCAACACACCUGCAUAUGUGAUACGAUUAGAGGACAGCGAGAGAGAGAGGGUGGUGCACCGCAACCUCCUCACACAGUGUAUGUUCCUUCCAGUGGAACGAGCCAGUGAAGUGAUAGGAGAAGAGGUUGAAUCGGAUGCAGCAGAGGACUGUGAGAUCGAUCAUAUAGAGGAAGUUGAGGAGAAUGUGGGACCUGGGACACCAGUGGUACACGAUGAGCCCAAACAAAUGGAGGAAGUGGAUGUGGAUGAAGGACAAAUGGAUGAAGGAGAUGAGGAAAGUACGACUGUGAGUGACACCAAAUCACCUGACAAGGCUCCUAGGAGAAAUCCACCAAGAAAUCGGUGUGCCCUGAAGAGACAGUCAUGUGAGUCACAAGUCCUGAGUUCGGAAGAGGACCAGAGGAGGAGAGAAAGGGGAUGGAAGUUGUGGCAAAGGGCCAAAGCAAGUAGAGAAGCAGGACAGGGGUGACACAAUCAAGCCACAACAUUCUGACUGUUAAAAUGUAUAACACACACACAUUUUACGAGACAAUCAUACAUACAGAAAGGUUAUUUGUUUCUCUUUAACUGUUUAAAUAGUUUGUGCUACAUGGCCUUUGUUGUAUUUUGUUUGGCCUGAUGGCUGGGACGCCAUCAAUUAAAGAAGGGGUAGAUGUAAGGUAACAGCCUUGACAGGCCACUAGGUGUUGUUGUUGCACAGCAAAUUGUUGUUUUUUGUCCAUUGUGGGACACCGUAUUUCUCUUGUUGUUCUGGGUGCGGCCACCAUCUUGGCGCUAAUGUUUGUAUUCACUCCGCAAAAGGUGAGCAGUGUUAAUGGCGGCAAAUAAUUGUACACAUUAUUAUGUUAAAAACGUCCAAACAUUCCAUUUAUUUAAUUAAUGGGUUAGUUUAAAUGUUUAUUUACCCGUUUGUGUAUGUUUGGGAGUGAGAUGUUUAUGUUUUGUCUGUUCAUUUGGUUAUUGUAUUGGUGAGCAUGUAGCUAAUGCGCUAAUGUUUGUAUUCACUCCGCAAAAGGUGUCAGAAGAGCUGCCAUUGUGAAGAAUAAAUCACUAAUCAGCAUCUCCACCGCAAUCCGAUCUACUGUGUCCUGUUUUCCGCCCCUCUGCAUAACAUCCCAUCACCAAUAAUAAACACAACGCAGAGUCCCAGGGUGUUCAGAGAGUCUACGGGACAUUUGGGUUACAUAAUAUAACAACUUUACUCUAAGUCCCUCCCGUAGACAUCCUGCUGAAUACACAGACACACAGCUGCAGAAGGGGAUUCAGCCAGCCGACUGUGGGCGAUGAUAGGUUGGGCCGUGGGCGGGACGUUGCCAGGAGGUCAAUGUCCCGCCAAUGUAACCAGAGGGAGUUUCUCUACCACACCCCAAACACUGUGCUGUGCUGCUGUAGCUGCUUCCACCUGCCCUGCUUUGCUGUGCUGCUGUAGCUGAGGCCUGCUUCCACCUGUCUACCAUCUACCUGUAGCUAUCUGCAGCAGCUAACAUCUAGCUGGAGCUAUCUCACCAACAACAGCUUUCAGUAUGCCACCAAAGAAGGUGCAGAUGGACAGCAAAGAAGGACAACCAGAGGAGGAUCUGGUCUCUCUCGCUCAGGAACCGGAGUCGAGGCUGAUCCUCUUGCUGUAGUCCUGUGUCUUGGAUCCUCUAUCCUGAGUUCUGGAUUAA